GGUGGCCCUGCUCGCUCGCUCGCUCCUCCGCCGCGCUAAGCCGCCGCCCCGCUGCCAUUGCCGGCUGAGGGGAAGCGCCAUGGAGAGCUGAGGAGCGGCGGCCGGCGGGGCUGACGGGGGAACCAAGGCGGGGAGAGCGGCAGAACCAACCCUCCUCCACCCCCCCUUCUCCUUGCCCCGGGAGACGACGGUGACAGCGAAGGUUGCCUGUCUGAAGAAGUGAAAUUGAAGUCCAAGAGCUUUUUAUAAAGGGGUGCACUUUAAUCUUGAUAAUGAAGAAAAGCAGAAGUGUCAUGGCAGUAACUGCAGAUGAGAACGCUCUGGAUUACCUAGAGUGUGGGCUGAGCAAGUCCUACAGCACUUCCAGCCAUGCUCUGGGCAUAGACCUCUGGAGAGGAAGGAGAUGUUGUUCUGGGAAUUUGCAGUUACCACCACUGUCCCAAAGGCAAACAGAAAAGGCAAAGACACCUGACAGAGACAUUGUCUGCAGACCAACAACUCUGCCUCUACUGACACCUCCCAGUAUUGCCAUCACCACUUACCAAGACUGCUUUGAUGUGGAAAAUGGCCCCUCCCCAGGUCGCAGCCCACUGGACCCACAGGCCAGCUCCUCCUCAGGGCUCGUCUUGCACACGACGUUCCCGGGGCACAGCCAGCGCAGGGAGUCCUUCCUCUACCGAUCCGACAGCGACUAUGACUUGUCACCAAAAACCAUGUCCAGGAACUCUUCUCUCCCGAGUGAACAGCAUGGGGACGACCUGAUUGUCACACCUUUCGCCCAGGUGCUGGCAAGCCUGCGAAGCGUGAGGAACAACUUCACGCUCCUCACCAAUUUGCACGGCACCUCCAACAAGAGAUCUCCAGCAACGAGUCAGCCACCUGUCUCCAGAGUCAACCUGCAAGAGGAGCCCUACCAGAAGCUGGCCAUGGAGACGCUGGAGGAGCUCGACUGGUGCUUAGAUCAGCUGGAGACCAUCCAGACCUACCGUUCCGUCAGCGAGAUGGCAUCCAACAAGUUCAAGAGGAUGCUGAACCGGGAGCUGACACACCUCUCCGAGAUGAGCCGUUCCGGCAACCAGGUGUCUGAGUACAUUUCCAACACUUUCCUGGACAAGCAGAAUGAUGUGGAGAUUCCUUCCCCCACCCAGAAGGACAGAGAGAAGAAGAAAAAACAGCAGCUCAUGACACAGAUCAGUGGAGUGAAAAAAUUAAUGCAUAGCUCAAGCUUAAACAACACCAGCAUCUCCCGAUUUGGUGUGAAAACAGAAAAGGAGGACCAUCUGGCCAAGGAACUGGAAGAUCUGAACAAGUGGGGUCUCAACAUAUUCAACGUGGCAAGGUAUUCCCACAACAGGCCUCUCACCUGCAUCAUGUAUGCCAUCUUUCAGGAGCGAGAUCUACUCAAAACUUUCAAGAUCUCCUCAGACACCUUUGUAACGUACAUGAUGACCCUGGAAGACCACUACCACUCAGAUGUGGCUUACCACAACAGCCUCCAUGCUGCUGAUGUUGCCCAGUCCACCCACGUUCUGCUCUCUACCCCUGCACUGGAUGCUGUCUUCACUGAUUUGGAAAUCCUUGCUGCAAUUUUUGCAGCUGCAAUUCAUGACGUGGAUCACCCCGGGGUCUCCAAUCAAUUUCUUAUUAAUACAAAUUCUGAGCUAGCCCUGAUGUACAACGACGAAUCUGUCCUGGAGAACCAUCACCUGGCAGUGGGGUUUAAGCUGCUGCAGGAGGAGCACUGUGACAUCUUCCAGAACCUGACCAAGAAACAGCGCCAGACUCUGAGGAAGAUGGUGAUUGACAUGGUGCUGGCAACAGAUAUGUCCAAGCACAUGAGUCUGUUAGCUGAUCUGAAGACUAUGGUGGAAACGAAGAAAGUGACCAGUUCAGGAGUCCUCCUUCUGGAUAACUACACUGACAGAAUACAGGUUCUCCGAAACAUGGUACAUUGUGCGGACUUGAGUAAUCCCACCAAGUCCCUGGAGCUGUACCGCCAGUGGACAGACAGGAUCAUGGAGGAGUUCUUCCAGCAGGGAGACAAGGAACGAGAAAGGGGAAUGGAAAUCAGUCCCAUGUGUGACAAGCACACAGCUUCAGUGGAAAAAUCACAGGUGGGAUUCAUUGACUACAUCGUCCAUCCGCUCUGGGAGACGUGGGCAGACCUGGUGCAGCCCGAUGCCCAGGACAUCCUGGACACCUUGGAGGACAACAGGAACUGGUACCAGAGCAUGAUACCUCAGAGCCCCUCUCCUCCCUUGGAGGAGCAGGGCAGGGACUGCCAGAACCUGAUGGAGAAGUUCCAGUUUGAACUGACUCUGGAGGAGGAGGAUUCGGAUGGACCGGAGAAGGACGGUGAGAGCGUUGGCUACUUCAGCAAUACAAAGACACUCUGCAUGGCUGACCCUGGGGCAGAGGAUUCCCAGAGGGAGGCCAGCAUAGAAAUUGUGACAGAAGACACGUCUCCUGUGGACACAUAAUGCCCUGUCCCUGUGUGAGUGGAUUUUAAACACUUGAGGAGCAUGCAAGCAGUCUGACGGACUAGCCUGCAGCCUGGGUCUGAGGCCUGUGCCUGACAUGGGCUGAAAGAUCCUCCCAGCUACUUGAGAUUGGAAGCAGGGUGAAAGAUGGUGGAGAGAAUGAUUGCUCAGGAAAUUACCAGGUGAUGCACGUUGUUGGUUUAAGCCUUGUCAGCCAAGAGCAUGGCGUUGGCCUGGAGCUGGCUUGGGUGGCGACUUGAAGAGCAAAUGACACACAACUGAGAGAUUUUAUAUACCAUUAGUUUUGGGAAUUUAUACCAGUUAGACUGAUAGAAACUACUGAUUAAUAACUCUCCGUAUCAAACCUGUCCACCUGACCACCUGUCUGCAGACCUGUGUGCCUUCUUUGUAAAACACUUUCAUGUCUUUUCGAGAGCCUGUUACUUCUCAAGACACGGAGUUUAGUACACAAAGCGACACAAAAGCGUUUCAGAGUUGAGCAGUAACUUUUUUGGAUUCUUCCUGUUACAAGAAGCAGUCUUCCUUUUGGGUUUUUUUUUUGUUUGUUUGUUUGUUUUUCGUGGGCAAUACCUGUCACUUUACUGCAAGUUAAUCACUUUUACAGACUAAAUGGAAGCGGGGAAGGGGUCCGGGGGAACCCAAAACCCUCCGGUUUGCAUUACUGCACCUUUAACAGUCUUCUCACCACCCUGCUUAAAGUCACUUCAUGCCAUUGGGCACCCCCUCUCUUUGCUUGCUAGGAAUUAACAGUGUUGUACCCUCCAGGGGGGUUUAUUCUUGCUGUGCACAGGACAGAGGGCAGUUUGUUUCCAUCCAUACCCCACGUGAUGAGGCAGCAGCGUGCGAUGCCCGGGUGGAAGUUGGGGUGUUUGUGUUUCUUCCCCGCCUCCCAGUCACGUUUUUCCUAGGUUUAGGUUCAACCCCCUCCUCCUGCACUGCCUUGAGCUCUAACACCUCCAUUACUGUUUAUAACAGUGUAUUUAUUACGUCGUGUACAUACUGUAAUGUUUUGUAAGUUAUUAAUUUAUAUUGAAUUAACACCGCCCCUCGGCGGGCGGCGUUGAUUGUGUAGAAAACUCGGGAUAAGAGUUGCCUUUUUUUUUGUUGUUGUUGUGGUUGGUUGGUUGGUUGGUUUUAUUUCUUGUAACCUUUUGUAUUGCAUAAAAGAUGAGAAACCUGAACGUAGCUGAAGAGACAGACACAACCCAGGAAGGGCAUUCGGGUGGCAGCUGCCCAAAGGGGGGGGAGUUGCCCCAGAGAACCAGAACCCCAGGCAGCAGGCCAGUGGUUGGAAGUUGGAGGCUGAAAGCCUCAAGGGGAGGGAAGGAACCAAAAAAAACACCCCAAAUCCACCUCUUCCCCCCCCCCAAAAAAAAACCAGGCUGGCUUUUAAAUGUCACCUUCCAAUUUCCAACCAACCCAAUGUGAAUUUCUAUGACAAAAAUAAAUAAAUGAAUAAAAAUGUGAACUGAUGUAAUAAUUGUGCUGUGAAACUUCUUCUGACAAAGCUCGUCUGGCAUCCUGAGUGAUGUCCAGUCUCAGUUUGUAAAAUAAUGUUUCAAGCUUUUUUUUUCUUUUUUUUUUUUUUUUUUUUUUUUUUUUGGUCCAACUUGUGACUGAUUAGUUCAUGGAAAAAUUAAGAGAAAAAAAAAAAAAAAAAAAAGCACAGUUGUGCAUGAUCAAUGGGUUUGUAUGUCUGUUGAACACUGCGUUGUUCCAGGUGGUUAUUUUAUUGUUUCCAAACCAAGAGUUUCACACGAUGUAUGUUACAGUAUAUUAUAUAUUGUGUUCAGAUGCAUUCUUAAAGAGAUUUUUAUAUGAAGUGAAUAAAUGAGAGCAUGACCCUG
Calypte anna (Anna's hummingbird) is the source of this 4348-nucleotide messenger RNA. RefSeq names its product phosphodiesterase 4B (gene PDE4B). Bases 273 to 2480 code for a protein of 735 amino acids. Gene Ontology annotation, biological process: signal transduction. Gene Ontology annotation, molecular function: transmembrane transporter binding; 3',5'-cyclic-AMP phosphodiesterase activity. Gene Ontology annotation, cellular component: perinuclear region of cytoplasm; nucleus; cytosol. Lineage: Eukaryota; Metazoa; Chordata; Aves; Apodiformes; Trochilidae. The record is from RefSeq and is a predicted model, not a curated record. The transcript is spliced from 17 exons.